Pochonia chlamydosporia 170 is the source of this 678-nucleotide messenger RNA. RefSeq lists its product as hypothetical. Bases 1 to 678 code for a protein of 225 amino acids. The transcript has a single exon. The record is from RefSeq and is a predicted model, not a curated record. NCBI's taxonomy places the organism in Eukaryota, Fungi, Ascomycota, Sordariomycetes, Hypocreales, Clavicipitaceae.
AUGUUGGAGGUAGAUUAUAACUCGGAGCUUAAAAACGCAAUGAGCUCCUCGGAACGGCUGGUCGGAGACCUCGACAUAAAACGACUGAUUUGGGUUCCAGACAAGUUUGCAGAACCAAAGCUUCGUACGCGCGAUCCGGAGGCACGCAUAUAUCCAGUGAGCUGGAAGAUUGUGGUCCAAGUAACUACGGCAAUAUUCGGUAGACCGAUUUUCACCAAUGAAAAGAUUAAAUCACUUGAAGCUGGGUGUCUGUUUGUCGCUCUUUGCCUUCGUCGUGCUGGAAUAGAGGACCCGACUGAGGGUUUUGGAUAUAAAUGGCGGAGUGAGAUACUUGGCUGCGAAAUAGCAGACAAGGAGAACAGUGAUCACCGGCCCAUCCGCGCCGAUGAGUACCUGGGCUUCGCCUGGGUAUGCUUCCUAUCGGGCUUGGCUGACUAUAGGGCCGAGGAGCCAGUUCCCCAGCUCAAGGAAAUCCCAGAAAAAACCUGGUUAAAAAUGGUAGAGGGUCUGCAACCAGGUGUCGCAGAAGAAGUUGUAAAAAAGGCCCAGAAACUGUGUAUUGAGACAGCAAAGAAUUUGAGGAACGACGCUUUCGAAAAGUUCACCAAACACCGCGACAAUUUGCUGGCUAGGGGCAUUGAAAUGCCCUGGAAAAGACGCGCUGGGCCGCAUUGGUAA